GCGAGCCCCGCACGCGGCCAAGAUCUGUGGCUACUGGCCCCCAUGGUUCAGAGGCGCCAUGAGGCUCGCUGACUCUUGGAAGCUUUGGCUCUGGGCAGCAACGUUCCUGCUUCCUGUUUCCGCUUCCGUGAUGAGCAGGGACAAGCCAGAAAAACAGUGUCCUGUACUGAGAACAGAGGGACACCAGUUUACACAAGACAACAGAGAUAAACUUGAAGUUUCAGGUUUUGACCUAGGAGAGCGCUUUUCUCUGAGACAUAUGUUUUGUGAAGGUGAUAAAACCUGUUUCAAAUUGGGAAGUUCACUUCUUAUUAGAGACACCAUUAAGAUAUUUCCCAAAGGCCUUCCUGAGGAGUUCGCCAUAGCUACCAUGUUUCGGGUGCGAAGGAGUGCGAAGAAGGAACGGUGGUUCCUGUGGCAGGUUUUAAACCAGCGUAAUAUGCCACAGGUUUCUGUAAUAGUUGAUGGUGGAAGGAAGGUGGUGGAAUUGAUGUUCCAAGCUGCCGAGGGAGAUGUGUUGAACUACAUUUUUAAAAAUCAAGAACUCCGUUCUUUGUUUGAUCGUCAGUGGCAUAAACUUGGCUUUGGUAUACAAUCCCAGGCCAUUUCGCUCUAUGUGGAUUGUAACUUAGUUGCAAGCCGGCAUACUGAUGCAAAGAGUACCGUGGACUUCCGUGGAAGGACUGUUAUUGCUGCCCGAGCUUCAGAUGGCAAACCUGUGGAUAUUGAACUUCACCAACUUCAGAUCUACUGUAACUGGAACUUCAUAGCCCAAGAAACAUGUUGCGAGAUAUCAGACAUUCAGUGCCCAGAGCAGCCUGGCUUUGGAGGUCCUGCAGCAUCACCAGCACCUGCUCAUGCCAGCAGAAUAUCUGCAUUCCUGCCAGCAAAGCAGGGACUCACAGACCAGUGCCAGUGCGUGCCACUCAAGGAUGAAAGAGGAUGUCCUGGUAGGCUACAGUCCAUUGGUCAUCUGGGCCACCAGGGAAGGCCAGGUGAAAAUGGUUUACGUGGCACCCCAGGCUUACCUGGUCAAAAGGGAGAGCAAGGUUUUGAAGGCAGCAAAGGAGAAGCUGGUGAGAAGGGUGAACCAGGAGAGAAAGGAGAUCCAGGUUUGUCAGGCGUUAAUGGACAAGAUGGUGUGAAAGGUGACUUGGGUCCUCGUGGUCCUCCUGGCCCAAAAGGAGAAAAGGGAGAUAUGGGACCUCCAGGACCACCAGCCUUAACUGGUUCCCUGGGGAUACAAGGCCCCCAAGGUCCACCUGGAAAAGAGGGUCAGAGGGGAAGACGAGGAAAACCAGGGCCUCCAGGAAAACCAGGGCCUCCAGGACCACCUGGACCCCCUGGAGUACAAGGAAUGCCACAGACUCUUGAUGGAUAUUAUCACAAGGGUAAUGUUGGUGAACAUGGAGCUGGUGGUCUAAAAGGAGAGAAGGGUGAAACUGGACCGCCAGGAUUUCCGGGAUCUAUUGGCCCUAAAGGUGAAAAGGGAGAAUCUGGGGAACCCUUUACAAAAGGUGAAAAGGGAGAUAAAGGAGAACCUGGAAUAACAGGAUCACAAGGAAUAAAGGGCGAGCCUGGAGAUCCUGGUGCACCUGGUGUAAUUGGAAGCCCAGGACUAAAGGGUCAACAAGGACCUGCAGGCUCUGUGGGACCCAGAGGACCACCAGGAGAUAUUGGGUUACCCGGAGAGCACGGUAUCCCAGGCAAGCAAGGCAUUAAAGGAGAAAAGGGAGACCCAGGUGGGAUUACAGGUCCUCCUGGCCUUCCAGGUCCAAAAGGUGAGGUUGGUCCUCCAGGAAAAAGCCUGCCAGGGGAACCAGGAUUAGAUGGAAAUCCUGGGGCACCUGGUCCACGAGGCCCAAAGGGGGAAAGAGGACUGCCAGGUGUCCAAGGCUCGCCCGGUGAUGUAGGCCCCCCAGGGAUAGGAAUUCCUGGCCGAACUGGUUCCCAAGGACCAGCUGGAGAGCCAGGGAUUCAGGGUCCUCGAGGUCUCCCUGGGUUGCCAGGAACUCCAGGGACCCCAGGGAAUGAUGGAGCUCCAGGGAGGGAUGGAAAGCCAGGUCUGCCAGGCCCCCCAGGUGACCCGAUUGCACUUCCUCUCUUGGGAGACAUCGGGGCCUUGUUCAAGAAUUUCUGUGGCAACUGCCAAGCCAGUGUCCCUGGGCUGAAAAGCAACAAAGGAGAAGAAUCAGGUGCUGGUGAGCCCGGAAAGUUUGAUUCUGCAGCCCGGAAGGGCGAUCUAGGGCCACGGGGUCCUCCAGGAAUCCCAGGCAGAGAGGGACCGAAGGGGAGCAAAGGCGAGCGGGGCUACCCUGGCGUGCCUGGGGAGAAAGGUGAUGAGGGUCUUCAAGGAAUUCCAGGCCUUCCAGGUGCUCCUGGCCCCACAGGACCGCCUGGCCUACUAGGAAGAACGGGACACCCUGGCCCCAUGGGAACAAAGGGUGACAAGGGCAGCGAGGGGCCCCCUGGGAGACCUGGGCCACCUGGACCAGCUGGUGUGCCAUUCAAUGAAGGGAAUGGAAUGAGCAGUUUAUAUAAAAUCCAGGGAGGUGUGAGUGCCCCCAGUUACCCAGGGCCACCGGGACCCCCUGGCCCCAAAGGCGAUCCUGGCCCAGUGGGAGAACCUGGUGCAAUGGGGUUGCCAGGACUAGAAGGAUUUCCUGGUAUAAAGGGAGAUCGAGGGCCGGCAGGUCCCCCAGGAGCGGCAGGAAUCUCGGGGAAGCCCGGAGCCCCAGGCCCCCCAGGAAUUCCGGGAGAACCGGGGGAGAGAGGCCCUGCUGGAGACGUAGGUUUCCCUGGACCAGAGGGACCCUCAGGAAAGCCUGGAAUAAAUGGGAAAGAUGGAUUACCAGGUGUUCAGGGCAUCAUGGGUAAGCCUGGAGAGAGAGGCCCCAAAGGAGAACGGGGUGAUCAGGGAAUUCCAGGAGACCGAGGCCCACAAGGUGAACAAGGAAAACCAGGCCUUCAAGGGAUAAAGGGGGCCAUAGGUCCUGUGGGGCCCCCAGGAAACAAGGGCUCCCCAGGGUCCCCUGGGCAUCAGGGCCUGCCAGGCCUCCCCGGCCUCCCUGGCUCCCCGGCUGAUGUGGUUUCAUUUGAAGAAAUAAAGAAGUAUAUUAAUCAAGAAGUUCUGAGGAUUUUUGAAGAGAGGAUGGCUGUGUUCCUAUCCCAGCUCAAGCUCCCAGCAGCAAUGCUGGCUGCUCAAGCUCAUGGGAGGCCUGGGCCUCCAGGCAAGGAUGGGUUACCUGGACCUCCUGGAGACCCUGGACCCCAAGGCUACCGAGGACAGAAGGGAGAAAGGGGCGAACCGGGAAUUGGGCUUCCAGGGAGCCCAGGUCUUCCUGGGACUUCAGCUCCGGGCUUGCCAGGCUCGCCAGGUGCCCCAGGGCCCCAGGGCCCCCCAGGACCUAGUGGAAGAUGUAACCCAGAAGAUUGCCUGUAUCCCGUCUCACACGCCCGACAGCGAACCGGUGGGAAUUAACCACACCCGAGGAAGACUCGACUCCAGUCACCUCUCCUUGCUGUUGGAGCUUUCUCAAUACUGUCAGACCCUCAUGAUCGUGGGUGACUUUUUUUUUUUUUUUUUUGGUGUAGGCCAGACAUUAAAAACAAAAAUCGGAAUCCUAUUCCUAUAGUAACUGCGAUAUCAGCCUUUUUAGAAUUUUUUCCAAAUUCAUUCCAUAUGUCUUGCUUCACCAUUAUUAUGAUUUUUAUUCAGGGUUUUCUAUGAAAUAUGCAAGCACAUCUUAUCAUUAGUUCUUUUUUAAGAGAAACUGAUACCUUAUGAUUUAGUAGACUGAUGGUGAUGUACGUUUUGUAGUCUCAUCAACUUGUAUUUGGCCUUUCAUUUCUGAAUUUCAAAGUUUCAGACUUGUCUGGAAGUUUCCUUGGUAUUUAAACUCACUAUCAUUGCUGACAGUUUCGUUAGCUUUUUUGAUAUAGUGCAUUGCUCCUGCUGAAUGUUUUUUGACCACUUUCAUAGCUUAAGAAUUCUUAUACCAUCCUUUAUCCAUUCUACUUAUGUAGAGAAACAGACAGGCAAUAAGACCUUCAUAACUUAGAUUCUGGAAGAAAACUCAGGAGGCUGUUUUAUCAGGGAGCCCAAAAUCCUACCAGAGCCAACUACUGAAAUGAUUUUGUUGAUCCUGUGUAAUGAGCUCCUGUCAAAGCAGUCCCACCAGCAUGGGUGUGUCCUGCGUAAGAAGGAAGGAGCGAAGCCAAGGCCCAGCGCUGUGGUCCCUUUGCUGAGUUUCUCAUUUGGGAAACAGAAAGCUGAUUUUUCUGGGAGGUGGCUGGUGGUGAAGGCACCCAGCUGUCUUUGGUACUUUCAAAGUUUAAAGGGCCUCGCAGAGUCUUUGGGCCCGAGUCCAUUAGCCUUCUGACCUCAUCACUCUCAAAUGUUAAGAACCAGCCACCAGAACAAAGGAUGGGGCUUCUUGCGACUGGAAAAGAAACCUCCUUGUGCUAGAAGAUGAGCGUGUGGUAUCCACAGAUGCAUAUCAACAAGCGGAAGCCUGGAAGCUGUAGGAAGAAGGAUGCAUCCCAGAAGCUGCAGCUACAGGUUCAGGGCCGUGAAGGAAAUCCAUGAGACCGAGCAAGAGUCCGCGCCCUUCAGGGCGGACACUGCCCAGACCGCAUCCUCUGACCGGGAACGGAAACAUGUGAUGGCCAACCGGAGAGACGAGUGGUAGUCUCAUGGCCUGGCUGUACAUUGUUUUGAGAAACUGUUGGUUGAAAACGAUGUCCUGGAACCCUGGGCAGGAGGAUGUUGUUGAAAUCUGAGUGGUGGGUCCUAGGGAUGCUGAGAGUGUGCACACCCCCCCAGCCACUGCCCCGCCACGGACAUCUGCCACUGGGGCAGACUGUGAAAAGCUGUGAGCACGGUCUGUGGACAGCCUGCCUCCAUGGAGGCAGCUUUGUUCAGAUGUACCUGGGGUUUGAACUGGUUUUCAUUGUAGUUGGAUGAACUGAUGGUCAGGUACUAUCUACGUGGCUGUGCAUAUGUACAACCUUUGUUAUUUCAUGUUGAAUGAUGCUGUAUAUUUCACUUCCAAGUUUAUUUAUUUUCAUUUCCAAGGUCAUUUUAUUUAUUUCAAGUGUUGUUAAUUUUAAAUUUAUUUUCUCUUUCAUUUUCUUUCCUGUGCAAUACCUCCAAUGGUGCUGUGUUUUAGACUGACACAAUCAGAAUAUACAUAUACAUUUUCUUAGUAAAAUUAUCAUUUAUCCCCACAAAAUGUACAGAGGUCUAGAAUCUGGUGCUAUGUGUAUAUCUUGAGCUUUUAAUUUGUGGAGCUUAAUUUGUUGAAUUUUCUGAAAGCUUACAAACUCCUCUGCCAUUCGUUAAUUUACUUGAAUUUGUCAUAAAGCUGAAAACAUUUUCUAUGUUUUCAAAGAUUAUUUUUUCAUAUUAAUUGUUUUCUUAUUCUUUUGCUUCUUUGUUAAUUCAGAAGUAUUUAUUUUGGCAUUUUACUGCUUUCAUGAACUUUUUUGUCAAUGAUGAUCAAUGCAUUGUUUUCUUGGAGUCGACCCCUUCACAGACGCAAGAAGACUCAGUUCAUUUUCUUGUUUUAUAACUCUGCUCAUUUUGAUUCCAGAGAAUAUUUCAUGUGUCCUUUCUACAAAUUAAGUAUUUCCAAACCUUUCUUUUUCUAAAUUCCAUUAAUGCUGGACUGGUUUAUUCCUGUUUCAAGGGUCUGGAUUUAGUUAGGUGAUUCGAGGAGUUGAUGUUAAUUAUAAACUCGAGUUGUCACAGUGACUCAGGCCCUUUCUAAACAACUGACAUGUGUGAUUCAAUCCUACUUGGGCAUAACCAGAGGAAAGGGCUGCAUCCCAUGGAAUGAGCCUCUGCUUGCUGCCUGUCCAGGAUGCAGCGAACAGCAGCAAGAAGGGCUGCACCCGGCAAACACAGCACCAGUAAAGUGAAGACCUGGCAGUUGCCUGAUUCUUUGAACAAAAAGAAAGUGAAUAAUUAAGGCCCCAAACAGGGCGUGAAGACUUCCCCCAACUGCCUUGGUGGUGGCCAGUUCUCUUGUUUCGUUUUGUUCCAUUCCAGAACCUUUGUUCACUUCCACGCAGAAGUCAGCAGUGUCCACAGCAGGGAAGAAGAAUGACCACAUUUCAUGAGUUAUCUCUUGUCUGGACUCCACACAACAUAGUAUGUUUAAAUACAAAGUAAUUGCAGCCCAUGAUGGCAACAGGCUUCCCACGUAGCAUGAGUGAUGAAGAACCUGCCUGCUAAUACAGGAGAUACAAG
Molecule: messenger RNA, 6253 nt
Organism: Odocoileus virginianus texanus
Lineage: Eukaryota; Metazoa; Chordata; Mammalia; Artiodactyla; Cervidae
Source: RefSeq, a predicted model, not a curated record